This is a messenger RNA of Calypte anna (Anna's hummingbird), 1646 nucleotides long. It is a transcript of the gene TPGS1, whose product is annotated as tubulin polyglutamylase complex subunit 1. Gene Ontology annotation, biological process: protein polyglutamylation. Lineage: Eukaryota; Metazoa; Chordata; Aves; Apodiformes; Trochilidae. Bases 2 to 859 code for a protein of 285 amino acids. The record is from RefSeq and is a predicted model, not a curated record. Gene Ontology annotation, molecular function: microtubule binding. The transcript is spliced from 2 exons.
GAUGGCGGCGUACGAGAAGCGGCGGGCGGCCGCCGCCCCGAUCCCGAUCUCGGGGACGGGCAGCGGGCUGGUGGAGCCGGUCCGGGCGGCGGGGAGCGAAGCGGAGUUCCUGCUGCGGGCCGGCGUCACCGCCAUGGUGCGGGAGGCGCUGCUGAAGGUGCUGGAGGCGCGGCCCGAGGAACCCGUCUCCUUCCUGGCUGACUACUUCGAGCGCCUGGUGCAGGGCGGCCCCGCUGCGGCGGGAGAGGCCUCCGCGGAGCUCCCGGGGCCCCCGCAGCGCCUGGCCCGAGCGCUCUGGUACGUGCGCCUGGCUCACCACUCCCACAGGACGGCCUUCGACAGCAACGCCGGCGCAGCCUACGAGGUGCUGGGCGCAGGCGGGCGGCGGCGGUCAGCGGGAGUGGACGGGCGGCUGUACAGCGAGCUGCUGCGGCGCAUCUGCCAGCACGGGGCGGCACCGGCUGAGGCGGCGUCGGCGCUGCUGCGGCGGGUGCGGUGUCGCGACCACGAGGCCGUCCCCUUCGACGUCUUCCGCUACGGCGUCCUCACCUGCUUCGUCCUCCUGGAGUUCGCAGCCAAGGCCGACGCGCUCUUCGGGGUGCUGGAGGGCGGCUCGGGCACUGCCGACGUCCGGCUGUGCCAGGCUGUGCUGCGGGCGCUGGAGGAGGCGCUGGGCGCCGGCCAGGGCUCCCUGCCCACCCGGUACCUGGAGGCCGGGUCCAAGCUGGGUCCGGACGGUCUGGCUCUGGCCAUGGACCGGGCGCUGCAGGAGAGGAAGCUGAGCAGUGCCAUGAGCCGGGAUGAGUUCCUGAGGAAAGCCACCGCGUUGUUUGUUGCCAAAGUGAAGCCCGUUGAGUAAUGGCGAGGUGGGAGCAGGGCUGCCCACGGCUGCUUCCAACCCUGCAUGGAGCUGUUCUGGCAACGGGGGCUCUGGACCCCAGCUCUGAACUGCACAGCGAGUACUGUGGGCUGGGCAGAGAGCCCGGGUCUGCCUGGCAAGAGAUUCCUGAUUCCUUUGCUCCUUUCCUUGCUCCGAGCACAGCAAGCACUGGGCAGUGCUGGACAGGCCCUGUCUGCUGAGCCUCUCCCAGCCCCUCCAGCCCAGACAGCAUCAGUAAAUCUUGUCCAGGCAUUAACUGGGGACUUGCAAGGCUGGCAUUGGUCAUCUAAAAUGAGCCAGAAUGGGUAAAUUGGGGUGGCCCUCCAGGUAUCGUGUAGUUCUGCCCUGGCUCAGCCGUGUCCUGUCUUGCAGCUUCUGCUGGGAAAUUUGUUUCUGCUUUUGGGUUUGUUUUCUACUUUCCUGGGAAGCGAGGAGGCGAUGCUUCCAACCUGCUGCUGCAGGGGACUGAUGAGCUCAUAGGAAUCGAAAUGUUUUGAACACACAGCAGAUGAGGAGUGGGAGCUGGGGCACAAACCUCGCAGUGCAGGGCUGUGAGGGCUCCGUCCCUGCCUGCUUCGUGUUUACAUGGGCUGAACUCUGGAGAUCAGAACUCCCCGAGUGCAGCUGCAGGGUUUUGGGCCGUGGAGCCCCUCCCUGAGGUCAUGGUUUGCUGUUGUGUGUCGAACCGUUUGUGUGUUAUUUAUUUGAAGUUGUCCGUGUUAAUUAUUUAUACCGUGCAAUUAUUGAGACAUUAAAGCUUUUUACU